AUGCGCUGUGGAUGGGGACGUUGCAGCGUCGUGAGAGCGGCGCUCCACGGAUCGAUCGCAUCGCCUCGAUCGAUCAGAAGCAGCAGCAGCAGCAGCAGCAGUGAUCGGCGUCUCCGAUUUUUCUUCGAUGCUGAGAAUGAGGUGCCAAUCUUCUACGCGAACAGGAUCGGUAGCUUCUGGUUCGAGCAAGAUUUCCACGCGCUCUUCCGGAGAGCAUACAGAGGGACUAGCGGCGAUGGAGCAAUGGAUUACGCGAAGCUCGAUCCGGCCGCCUGCAUUGCGGCGAUGGAGACGAUCGGGCACACCCCGGCCAACAGGGAGAUUGGGGUGUGCACGAUUCCAAAGCUCUUCCACGAGAAGGGAUGCUAUCGAAUUCGCCAGUGGACAGGGGAGCUGAUGGGGCGAGAGUUUUUCUACCACGACGUCCUGCUGAGGCCGCUGGAGCUCCAGAGAUUGCUACUCGAGGAAGAGCUCGCCAAGAACGGUGUUGUUCGUAGAGCAAGAUUCGCCAAGACAAAAGCGUGGAUCGAGUCGGCCGCUGUGAAGCACGGGUUGGAAGUAGAGCUGAUGAAGCAACAGGGAUCCAACCUCGUCAUCUUUCUGUCCCGGCAGGGAUUGGAAAGGCGCAGCGCGAUCGUCAAAGAGCUGGAAAAGGCUGGAGUUUGCGUCGAGGAUGGGAUCAAGCUCCAACUUUGGAGGCCCGAGGAGGAUGCGCUCUACGCAGACACUCCACUUCCCUCGGAAAAAAUGGCGGCCGAGAAGAUGAGACGCAUGAACGAGCGACUUGCGAUGACGCAUUGUCAACUUUGUCCAAGAACAGAGGGAGAACCUGUGGAAUGGUACGAGGAAUCGCCAUCAAGGCCAUUGUACGGGAGAGAUUACGGAUUCACCACGGACAAGCUGGUGAUAGACAUCGAUACAAAUCGAUGGAGGAGGAACGAGAACGCCAUACCCUGGGAGGAGAGACUGCUAGCCACGCCUGGAGGGAAAUUCAGAGAGGUACUCACCAUUGUCGACAUUGAUGGCACGCCAGCAGAUUUAAUGCUGCCGAAAAAGAGAGUUCGGGGUUGGGGUGCUGCCAAGUUUGACAGUGGCAGCGCCAGGAGAAAGUCGCCGUCCCGGAAAAUCAAAUUUUUUACAGACUUUCUCAAGAAGAUCUACCUCAGGAGUAAACUGUUCGUUGCAACGUCAAGCUGUUCAUUCCUGUCGAUGACGAUCUACUGCAAGCUGUUCGUUGCUACUUCAGGCUGUUGAAGAUGUUGCUCGAAUUUCUGUCGAUGACGUCUCUCCUGGUUCGUGUCCUCGAUUCGAGAGUAUCGUCCCGGCUCCCAAGAGCAAAGCCUGUCCACGAUCGAGAAACUUAACUUCACCAGCGUUCCUCCUCAGUCCUCACAAGCACGACUAGGCAAAUCGAGAAAGCCUGUGGAAACCAGACUUUCAGUCACUCUCGGCUUCUUCCAGAAGAUCUCGUCCCAGAUCACGGCAAGGUGAUCUCGAGGACUGUGGAUCUUGCACUCUCGCUGCUAGCGCCGAUUCGGCAGAGAAUUGCCAUGCUUGUCCUUCCGUGCUGGUAAAGUCGGCAUUGCUACAAGUCAGGCACAAAGUUCCAUGGAGUUUUCUAGCGCUGGAAGUUUUCUAGUCCCGUUUCUAAGUCCGUUCUAAGCGUUCAUUGUUACUCCAAUUGAAAAUCGCCCUUUUUAGGGCAACCAUA
This is a messenger RNA of Selaginella moellendorffii, 1711 nucleotides long. RefSeq lists its product as uncharacterized. Lineage: Eukaryota; Viridiplantae; Streptophyta; Lycopodiopsida; Selaginellales; Selaginellaceae. The transcript has 5 exons. The record is from RefSeq and is a predicted model, not a curated record. Bases 1 to 1254 code for a protein of 417 amino acids.